Messenger RNA from Fraxinus pennsylvanica, 1470 nucleotides. The record is from the annotation of a GenBank genome assembly. NCBI's taxonomy places the organism in Eukaryota, Viridiplantae, Streptophyta, Magnoliopsida, Lamiales, Oleaceae.
AUGUCUUCUUCAGGUAGCACCUUCAACACUUCUGUUGAUUCACCAUACAUUUCUGCUUUCACUGAUCUUCUUGUACGCCGCAAUAAUAACAGUAUUAAACAAGAAAUGAACAGUGAAGAUAAAUCUUCAAUCAAAUGGGAUUUUUCUGAUCAAAACAGUAUUGAAAUCCCAAAUUAUAAGUCAUUUUCACCAGCUUCUUUACCCAUAUCACCUUCUCCAGUUUCUCCUUCAUCUUAUCUUUCUAUUCCUCCCAGUUUGAGCCCUUCUGUGUUUCUUGAUUCUCCUGUCAUGUUUUCAUCCUCUAAUGUUCUUCCAUCUCCCACUACAGGAAGUUUUACUGAUUUGCUAUCUAAGGAUGAUAGAAAGUAUUCUGAUUUCACUUUUCAAGCCCAAAAAAGGCCUUCAAGUUCUUCAUCGAUGUUUUCGUCUUCUGCAGGAAGAAAUCAAUUGUAUAUAAAGGAGCAGAAGAAGUCGAAUGAUGGAUACAACUGGAGGAAAUACGGCCAGAAACAAGUUAAAGGAAGUGAAAAUCCUCGCAGUUAUUACAAGUGUACGUUUACAAACUGUCCGACUAAGAAAAAGGUCGAACGAAAUUUGGACGGACAUAUUACUGAAAUAGUGUAUAAAGGGAGUCAUAAUCACCCCAAGCCUCAAUCCACUCGAAGAUCAUCUUCGAAUUCGAUUCAGAACCACGCAUACGGUAAUAUGGGAAUUUUAACUCAAUCAAACUCAAUGCUCGAAAAUGCUAUCGGGGAAUCUAUCACAGCCCCGGAGAAUUCAUCAGCUUCUUUCGGUGAUGAUGAUUUCGAACAAGGCUCACCAAUGAGUAAGUCAAGAGACGAGGAAAAUGAACCCAAAGCCAAGAGAUGGAAGGGGGAAAAUGAGAAUGAAAGCAUGUCAGCUUCGGGCAGCAGAACGGUUCGAGAACCUAGAAUCAUCGUUCAAACCACAAGUGAUAUCGAUAUCCUUGAUGAUGGUUACAGAUGGAGGAAAUACGAACAGAAAGUCGUUAAGGGCAAUCCAAAUCCUAGGAGCUACUACAAAUGUACAUACAAUGGUUGUCCGGUUAGGAAGCACAUAGAGCGAGCAUCUCAUGACAUGAGGGCGGUGAUCACCGCAUACGAAGGAAAACACAACCAUGAUGUUCCUGCAGCACGCGGCAGCGGCAGCGGCAGUUAUACUAUGAACGAACCACAUAUUAACAUGAACAGUGUACCUAUGGCUAUCAGGCCAUCUACUGGGAUGAUGACGAAUUUCCCCAAUUCGAUUCAGACGAACGGGGUAUCAGGAUCACAGAACCAAAUGCCGUACACCCUUCAGAUGUUGCAGGACCCGGGCAGUUUUACCUACUCGGGUUUUGGAGACUCGGUUGGUCCAUAUAUUAAUCAAAUGCAACAGACAGACAAUGUCCUCUCCAUGGCCAAGGAGGAACCUAAAGAUGACUCAUUUUUUGAUUCUUUUCUGAACUGA